AUGGAAAAAUGCUUGACUUCCUUUGUCGGCAUAGCAACAACUACUUCUCGUAAGAUGGACUCACUCAGUAAAAGACUUAUCCCAUUAACAGCAAAUUUACCGGAGAGCUCCUCACGCCACUCCGCGUGGAAAGAGGUGAACCCAUUCCGUCUAAAAGAUCCAAAGUUGAGUAAUUUUCGGAUUAAGACCAUAGUAUCAAAAUCUCUGAAGGGGUCGGAGAUCUGGAAGUCGGCAUUGAGGUGGGCUGGGAGAGCCUGGCCAGGUGGCGGCGGUCUCCGGCUGCGGCACGGUGGUGGAGUUGACGGACGCCGCGUGACGUGGCACCAAACCCGGUGGUCACGCCCUAGAUUUCCUGUUCCGGCCCUCACGGCGUCCGCCAACUUCACCACCGAGCCGCAGCCGGAGACCGCUGCCACCUGGCCAGACUCUCCCCGCCCACCUCACUGCCGACUUCCAGAUCUCCCACCCCGUUCAGAGAUUUUGGUUGUGGAUCUCUACCUUGUGGCAUUUAAGCACAUCGAAUUAUCAAGGUGGAAUCAGCUCCAUGUGGGACCCGAUGACAAAUUGCCAUUCAAGAAGGACGGGAAUGAAGUCAAGUUCUACGGCAAUUACCAAUCUAUGUUAACGGCGACGGGAUAUGUUGUCGAAGUAAUACUUGUGACACAGCAGCAGCCGUGCGAACAUCGGGAUAAAGAGAAUGGGUGGAUUGAUGAAAAUGCCUUCAAAACUAUAUGUAGAAAAAGAUUCUCAUCUGGAGAGGCUGAGAUGAAGGCCGAUGAACUUUAUUCCUUAUGGCAAGAGAAGAUGAAGAAUGCUGAGUGGCACCCGUUCCGUGUGGUCGAGGAUGAGAAGGGGAAUGCCAAGGUUCAUCUAAACGCCUUUCCGUUGAAACUAGGCAUAACCUAUUUCAUUUCAUGUAUUGUAGAGGGAGAUCAAGGAGGAGGACGAGGAGUUGUGUGGGCUUCGGGAAGAGUGGGGCGAAGAGAUAUACGAGGCUGUGACCACGGCCCUGAUGGAGAUGCAAGAGUGCAACCUGAGCGUCUUGAGCUAUGGAACUUCAAGGAGAACCGCAAGGCCACGCUCAAGGAGGUCAUCAACUACAUCUACAAUCAGAUCAAAACCCGCAAGCGCAGGACUUGA
Messenger RNA from Striga asiatica, 1140 nucleotides. The record is from the annotation of a GenBank genome assembly. NCBI's taxonomy places the organism in Eukaryota, Viridiplantae, Streptophyta, Magnoliopsida, Lamiales, Orobanchaceae.